This is a messenger RNA of Helobdella robusta, 879 nucleotides long. RefSeq lists its product as hypothetical. Lineage: Eukaryota; Metazoa; Annelida; Clitellata; Rhynchobdellida; Glossiphoniidae. The record is from RefSeq and is a predicted model, not a curated record. The transcript has 9 exons. The annotation marks the transcript as partial.
UACGUAAAAUUCCUCAAGGCACAUCCCUGCUAUGACGUCAUGCCCACGAGCACCAAAUUAGUCAUCCUUGACACCCAACUUAGCGUCAAGAAGGCAUUCCAUGCCUUGAACGACAACCGGAUUCACGCUGCUCCCUUGUGGGAUACUACAAAGCAGGAUUUCAUUGGAUUGCUGACCAUCACCCACUUCAUCCAAGUUCUGCUGAGGUGUUAUAAGGAUAACAUGAUCUUGGCUAAUCCACAGCAGCAGCAGCAACAGCAGCAGCUACAGCAGCAGCAACAGCAGCCAACGUUCAUGACGUAUUCAGAGCCGAAGGACUCGAUGUACGACGUUGUGAUGAGGCUGCUGAGUAACAAGAUACACAGAGUUCCCAUCGUGGAUACCCUGGCUGGGAAUAUCCUCUACAUGCUAACACUCAAGAGAAUUUUGAGAUAUCUGUAUCUCUUUUUCAGCCAUUACAACUUGCCUCAUCCUUCUUUCAUGAAACAAACCCUGGCCGAGACCAACAUUGGAACCUACCAGAAUCUUGCUAUGAUAAGAACGGGGUCAAAGUUGAUAGAGGCGUUAGAGAUGAUGAUGGAGAGGAGGGUGUCUGCCCUCCCUAUCGUUGAUGAGGGUAUGAAACUCGUCGGCAUGUUCAACAAGUCUCUCUUGAUGUGUUUGGAAUCGGAAGAGGCUUACGCAGACCUUGACAUACCAAUUGGACUGAUAUUCAAUGAGAAGGUGGGAAUCACUUUAGAGAUGACAAAGACAUGCAUGAAAUGUGAGAGAAUGGAUGUGAUCAUUGAGCGGAUGGUUAAAGGAGAGGUCCACAGGUUAGUUGUAGUAGAUGUGUUUGGUCGUGUGGAUGGAAUUCUGUCGUGUUCAGACGUCAUGAAG